UAACCAAAUGUAAUCGAAAUUUUAGUUUCACAACAAUAUUUUUGAAGAUCAAAAUUAUGUGUUGACGAUUUCUUUAUUAAUUUAUUCCCUGAAUAGUUUUGUUCCUUGUUUGCUUCCCUCAAUAUGAUCACUCAAACAGAAGUAGUUGAGCAAAUUAUGCAAAAACUAGCAUUUGAAGUAGAAGCAGUUCCCAGAAACAAGUCAGAUCAUGUUACCAGUGUCUCUAAAAGCACACCAUUGAAUGUAAAAAUAAGAGUAAGGAAAAAAGACGAAGAUACAGCAGAAGAAUACGUAACAACAACUACAAAACACAUGAAAGGUUUACAAAGAGUGCGACUAGUGAGCAGUGAUGAAACGAUCUUGAAUUUCGAUGUUUUCAUGGAAGCAGAAUUUGAAAAAAAGCCGCCUCCGAAGAAAAUUCGUAAACAAAUUUUCGAGAUGUUAAAACCAGGGGUAUUUUUAGGAGCAUUGGAAGAUGAUGAUUACACUCACAUACCUAGUUCCUCAUACAAUGCUAACAUAUAUGAACCAAGUCAAACAACUAAAUCAGAUGGUACAUUAAAGCACACAUUUACACUGUCUAAAAACGUGUAUCAAGAUUACACAGUCUCUGCUCAAUCAGGAGAACAAAAGUAUUUUUUUGGCAAAUGCAAACCAGGAGGAUGUUUAGACCCACCUUUUAGUGAAGAUACAUAUUCUUAUAAACCAACUAUGAAACCAGAUCCUGAAAAAAUAAUAGCUGAUAAAAGUAUUUUAAAUAAAGAAAAGACACCAGAAAAGGAAGUUGUUGAAAGCGAUACUGAUGGUAAUAAACAACCGAUACUUCGCAAUCGCGAAGACUCUAAAAGUGGAAGACAUAGUUCAAUAUUUGAUGGCAGCUUCUUUAAGAGAAAACGGAAGUCUAGUGAACAAUCCACAAAUACACAACCGCCAGAACAAAAGGAUUCAGUUGUUAACAUUUUCCAAGGAGACCCAUUGGUUAACUCCACAAGUGGUCAUUCCAAUUCUAUUAUAACUUACCCUCCAAAAAUUUCUAGUGAUUUAAAAGUUAAUGAGGAGAAAGUUAAAAGUCGGAGUCCCAGUGAAGAUAAACCAAGAAAAUCUUUCAAUGAACAUUCAGAAUCUUAUUUUAUUCCUCCAAAAGGCAUGAGUCGGGAUAAAGACAAUGAUAAAAUUAAUCAGAAUGAAACAAAACGUCGUUCAUCUGACAAAAAUGCACACAAGGAAUUUAAAUUUCCUGGACUCAUUCCCGUUCCUAUUCCAAUUCCAAUACCAUCUACUAAACCAAACUAUGAAAAUAAUGCACCAACCGAUCAAGUUUUAGCUCCCAAUGAUAACAAAAAUACAAAAGAAUUAAAUUUAGAACCAAGUAAACAAUUACCAAUCGAAAUGAAAUCAGUAGGUACUCAGACAUCUCUUCAAUUGCAAGACUCAUCUACAGGAGACACUGCAGUUGAUCCCAUCCAGUCUUUUAAAGUAGUUCCUUUAGAUGUCACUGACGUUGGUCAACCACCAAAUAAAGAUGCGGAUACAGAAUCAAAGUCUCCUAACAUAGACGAUUUACAAAAACAAGAAUCAAAGGAAUUAUCCAAUCCAAGGAUAUAUCCAAUUGUACCGUUAAUUCCAAUCCCUAAAGAUUCAAAUUUGGAAAAAUCUGAGAGUACGGAACACGAUGUUGUUGAGACAAUGCCGGAACAAAGUGAGCCAGAAAAAGAUAUAAAGUCACAAAGUAGUAGUGAUAAUCAAGAAGAGUUAAAUAAAGACAACCAUCCUCUCAAACCGAUCCCUAAAGAUAUAAUAAAUGAAAAUGAAGCAGAGGUCAAAACUAAUGAAUUAGACAUAAAACAAAAAGAAUCAGAACAAAGUAUGCCAGUAACAGACAAUAGGAGUACAGACACUCAAAAACCAUUAUAUACUGAUACGUCUGAUGGGAAAGCAAGAGAAUCCAUCCCUGAAGACAUAACACAACCAUAUAUCGAUAACAAACAUUACGAUGAAAGCAGAGAUUCCGAAAUAGAUUUAGAUGAAAAUAAAAUUGAGACACCCGAAGUCUUCGAAAGUGACACUGAUACAGCAAACGAUCUAACAAGUAUAUCAUCUACUGAACCUACUUUUGAGAGUGAAAACAAAAAAGAUGAGAUAUUUCCUAGCGGUAAUGAUAAAAACUAUAUAGCAGCACCGUUAAUAAUCGAAGAAAUAACCACUCCACCAGAUAAAGAUGCUAAUAAGAAAAAAGAUUCAAUUGACGAUCACCGGGAGGAGAGCAAAGAUAACAUAACUGAUCAAUUUCCUACUAAUAUUCCUCCAAAACUUCCAAAGAUUCCAAAAGUUGACAAAGAUAACAGAAAGCGUUCUGGUGAUUCUGAUGAAAUAAUUGUAACAAAACCCAUUUCAAAGUCAGAAGAAUCAGUGAAACCAAUUUCGUCUUUAAUGAAUAUAGAAAAAAUUGAUACUCCUGAUGAAUGUGUAUUACCUGUAAAUAUAGACAACAACGUUAAAAUAAUUACUAAACCACCAAAAGUCCUGACUGAAAGAACAGAUUCAAACGAUAACUCUACAAACGAAAUUACUAAAAGCAUCGAUACUACAGGUAUUCCAAUAUUAUCUCCUGAUCAAUCAGCGAACACAGUAAGAAGCGCAUUAAAAAAAGACUAUAUUAAUGUAGAAUUAGGUUUCUAUAGUCGUCUAAACGACAAAAAUGAACGAGUUAUUACAACGUUCGAUACUAAACAUGCGCCAACUCGAUCACCGAAUGAUUUGGUAACGAUAGUUAAAUCUCAAAUACGGAUUUCUUCAAACGAAAUAAGGAUUCCUGUAGAUGCGGAACAUGACAUGUCUAUUCGAAUCAAAAAACCUAACAUUAACCAACGUGUUUCUAUUAACGAAUCUAAAUUCUUGCCUGAUAAUGUUCAAGUGACUAAACCGAAUCCAAAAACAAACAAAUCUGAUGAAGGCGCCAAGAACGGUGAACUUGAAAUUAGCAUAAUAGAAUUCUAUGAACAGGAAUUAAUUCCAUUACAGUUAAUUAUAAGGAACUUAAGAGAUGAAAUUGAUGUUUUAGCGGCACAACAAUCGGUUUUUAAAGAUAAAAUAUUUUGUACAAACAAAACAAAGACCCGAGCACCCCAUUCAAAUAAAAAAUGUUUUGGGUGUCUGAAAAAAUAA
This is a messenger RNA of Spodoptera litura, 3165 nucleotides long. The record is from RefSeq and is a predicted model, not a curated record. NCBI's taxonomy places the organism in Eukaryota, Metazoa, Arthropoda, Insecta, Lepidoptera, Noctuidae.